Messenger RNA from Aspergillus uvarum CBS 121591, 895 nucleotides. It is a transcript of the gene sod1, whose product is annotated as superoxide dismutase SOD1. The record is from RefSeq and is a predicted model, not a curated record. Gene Ontology annotation, molecular function: superoxide dismutase activity; copper ion binding. Lineage: Eukaryota; Fungi; Ascomycota; Eurotiomycetes; Eurotiales; Aspergillaceae. Bases 295 to 759 code for a protein of 154 amino acids. The transcript is spliced from 4 exons. Gene Ontology annotation, biological process: removal of superoxide radicals.
CCGAGAACCCCGCCAGGUGGGGUAAAAAGCGACUCAGAUUGGAAGCUCGUCGAAACCGAACCCACUGCCGCUGUUGCUCCGUUGCUACUGCUUGGUUGCUGGUGCACCUGGUGCUCCUCCUCGGUGCUUUGCUCAUUUUAGCUUACCCCUCGUUCGCUUUCCUCCACUUCUUCCCUCCCUCAAUCCCUCUCUCCCUCCCUCUCGCUCUUUCUCCUGUUCCUUCUCCCGUCCAUCUCUUGCUUUCCUCACCAGUUUCUGAAUCCCCAGAUAUCAAAUUCCCCCACAACCGUCAAAAUGGUCAAGGCUGUCGCUGUUCUCCGUGGAGACUCUAAGAUCUCCGGCACUGUCACCUUCGAGCAGGCCGAUGAGAACACUCCCACCACCAUCUCCUGGAACAUCACUGGCCACGACGCCAACGCUGAGCGUGGCUUCCACGUUCACCAGUUCGGUGACAACACCAACGGCUGCACCUCCGCUGGCCCUCACUUCAACCCCUUCGGCAAGACCCACGGUGCUCCCGAGGACUCCGAGCGCCACGUCGGUGACUUGGGUAACUUCAAGACCGAUGCUGAGGGUAACGCCGUCGGCUCCAAGCAGGACAAGCUUGUGAAGCUCAUCGGUGCUGAGAGCGUCCUGGGCCGGACCCUGGUCGUCCACGCCGGCACUGAUGACCUCGGCAAGGGUGGUAACGAGGAGUCCAAGAAGACCGGUAACGCUGGUCCCCGCCCUGCCUGCGGUGUCAUUGGUAUCGCCGCUUAAGUGCAUUUAUAAUAGUGUUAUGUUGUCAAUUUAGGUCUGAAAGGCUUAACCAGAAUGGAAAUAGUCUGCUAUUGUCCGAUUGAUGUCAUGAAACAGAUUGAAAUGCAUGAAUGACUUGAUGCGAGUAAUCCAGGCG